AACAGAAUUUGAUCAACCAUGGAGGGAAACACCCUGGAGCUUUAAAGACAAUUUGGAGAAAAACCUGAGGGAACUUAAGUUGAGUGAUCCAAAUGUUAAGUACAUCAGGAUCUUGCUGGCUGGAGAAGUGGGAGCAGGAAAAUCCAGCUUCAUCAACUCAGUCAGUAGUGCUUUUAAAAGAAGAAUCACAACAGACGCUCUUGCUGAUAAUGCUGGUGCAGCUGGUACAAGUUUUACAAAAACAUACGACACUUUUUACAUAAGAAAUGGAGAAUCAGUUCUGCCUUUUGUCUUCAAUGACAUCAUGGGCUUAGAAUCCGGACAAUCACAUGGUGCACGUCCGGAUGACAUCAUCAAAGCCCUUGAGGGUCUCCUUAAGGAAGGACACAAUUUCAAUCCAAUUGCUUCUGCUAAAAAAGACGACUGCAAAAGUGAAACAAGCCUUGAGGAUCUGACAUACUGUCUGGUCUACGUCAUAGCAGCGGACAAAAUAUCAAUGAUGACUUCUGAUGUCAUCAAAAAGAUGAGAUACAUUAGAGAUAAGGCCAGCAGUCUGGGAAUUCCUCAGGUAAUCAUCAUGACGAUGGUGGAUGAGGUUUGCCCACUAGUCAGAAAAAACCUAAGAAAAAUCUACACAAGCAAGAAGAUAAAAGAGAAGAUGCAGGAGUGCUCUAAUUCAGUUGGUGUCCCUGUGAGCUACAUCUACCCUGUGAAGAACUACCAUGAGGAGAUGGAUACACAAAAUGACGUUGAUGUGCUGAUCCUGAGGGCUCUCACACGGAUUGUGGAAAUUGCAGAUGAUAUGCUGAACAAAAGAAAAAGUGAUCCUAAAAAAUGUUAAUCUGAAUGAAACACAAUAGAGAAAGCAUAGGCAAUUGUGGGAAUGUAUAUUAAUUAAUUUGACUUCUUCUAAUGCUGUGUAACAUGUAACUGUAGCUUUAUACGCAAGGCUGAACUGCCUCCUAUGUUUCUGGUAAGAACUGAUAAACCAGUACAUGGAGCUCCAGGAACUGUGACGCAUGUUAACCCUUGAGCAGACAGGGAGGGUGAUAUAUGUACUUGAGAUUUCUGUUCUCAGCAACAUUAAUAAAAGUCUCUUCU
Molecule: messenger RNA, 1101 nt
Organism: Carassius carassius (crucian carp)
Lineage: Eukaryota; Metazoa; Chordata; Actinopteri; Cypriniformes; Cyprinidae
Product: interferon-induced protein 44-like
Exons: 6
Coding region: 305-841 (178 amino acids)
Source: RefSeq, a predicted model, not a curated record